AAAUGAAAGAAUUCGGUGCGCACCGAUUUAUUAAGAGGCAGGGGCACAGGGGUUACAAUGCAGGAAUGGAGAGGCUCUUCAUCCACUGGAGGCAGAGGCAGCUGAGAUGAAGGCGGAUGAAGGCAGAAACUAGCAGCAUCAGAAAGAAAGUGGAAGAAAUGAAAUCUGCUGCCGAAGAAAAGAAAAUUGAGCUUGAAUUGGAGAAGCUGACACGUGAUCGACUCCUUGUUGAACUACAGCUUAUGCAAGAGGCAGAGCAGGCCCUUCGGGAGAUUCUGUUCCUGCCAAAUUAAAACAACAAUAUGGAGUGCCUCACUUUUUUUUUCUUUUUUUUCUUUUUGGUGGGUUAAUAGAAUGAGUCAUUCUGU
Rubroshorea leprosula is the source of this 368-nucleotide messenger RNA. The record is from the annotation of a GenBank genome assembly. NCBI's taxonomy places the organism in Eukaryota, Viridiplantae, Streptophyta, Magnoliopsida, Malvales, Dipterocarpaceae.